Messenger RNA from Phytophthora sojae, 933 nucleotides. RefSeq lists its product as hypothetical. NCBI's taxonomy places the organism in Eukaryota, Oomycota, Peronosporomycetes, Peronosporales, Peronosporaceae. The record is from RefSeq and is a predicted model, not a curated record. The transcript has 4 exons. The annotation marks the transcript as partial.
GUGGUCGAGGCGGUUGGACGGCGCUCAUUCCCUCCCCGUCUAGUUUGUCCUGAGGAAAAGGUGGAUGACAUGCAGUUGUCGCGGCUGUUUUCACACUAUUGCCGUCGUGUGGUGGAAUCUGUAGAGUGCAAGUGCGACCUGGUAUUUGUGAAGUAUAGGUGCGCUGUAACAGGAUCAUAUUUUUCCACUGUGAGCUCGGAUUACUUUGCACAAUGGCCCGAUAUGAUUUUUCACUUUCCAUUUGUUCUGAGCCAAAAGCUAGUGUUCUCGAACUCACUCAUGGAGAUGGUUCAUGACGGUAUUACCGCGCAGAAUGGGUUGCAACGUACCAUGCUUUUGGGUCUGUUUUCCAGUGGUAUCAAGCGAAACCACGAGCGUUGCUUCACCUAUCUGGCCCCCACUCCAAUAUCAGAGGAUCAGUAUGCAGAUCAAAACAAAAUUGUUGACAAUCACACGCUUACGACGGCAUGGCUACACGCUACAGAGCUGUACGGGUCGCUGUGUGAAAAAGUGAUGAAAGACUGUGUUGUAAAGAGGGUCAUGAGAAUGGAUCACUCUGUCAAGUUCUGCAAGCGGCUAAAGCUGUGGAAGGCCAAGGGGCAACGUGAAUCUCUCAAAAAUGCGAAAAUGCUUUUGCUGUUCCAGAAUGAAAUUGGGCAGAUUAUUGGGCGGCGGCUGACCAGGUCUGAAAACAAGGAAGAAACACGAGCCUUGCUUCAACAUGUGAAGUCGCACGAGGUGGUCACAAAACAGGACCCCUUUCACGUGAUAACUCGCAUCACUGAAAAAAUAAAGGCACCCGUCACCAGCAAACGAAUUUCAAAGGAACUCUCCCGUGCGAUCUACAAUGUGGAUCGUGAAUUGCGCCCUACUGCUGAAAUGGCUCUUCAAUUUCAAAGUGUAGUCAGCGGUGUUUUGCGCUCAAGUGUAUCG